Messenger RNA from Nelumbo nucifera (sacred lotus), 708 nucleotides. The record is from RefSeq and is a predicted model, not a curated record. Lineage: Eukaryota; Viridiplantae; Streptophyta; Magnoliopsida; Proteales; Nelumbonaceae.
AUGACGGGUGAAAGAGCACCUACUCUUGUGAGUUUAAAGGGAAAAAUGACUUUAUGUUCAUCACAAGAGACUAUACCUAAAUCAAAAUUCAGGGAGGAUUCUAGCCUUUUUUCCAUGACUGAGUUCACAAGUGCCUUAAAAGAGACGGGUGUUGCAUAUGCUUUAAUUGACAAGGGGCUUGAGAUGAAAGGUGUGGAUGUUCUAGAGGAGUGUGUAGUGGUAUACUUUGAUGAUAUUCUCAUAUAUAACACUGAUAUGAACUCGCAUUUGUUGCAUCUUCGAGAUGUACUUAAGACUUUGCGUAGGGAUCAACUUUAUGCAACUACGAAGAAGUGUAUCAUUGCCACAGAUCGGGUUUUAUUCCUUGGGUAUACCAUUUCAAGGGAAGGAGUUUCUGUAGAUCCUAAGAAAGUUCGUGCCAUUAUUGAGUGGCCCAUCCCCAAAACACUUGUUGAAGCACAGAGUUUCCAUGGUGUUGCAAACUUUUAUCAGCGAUUCAUUAGCAACUUCAGCAUUGUUAUGGCACCAUACACAAAUUGUAUGAAGACCAAUACCAAUUUUUUGUUCAUUAUUGAAGCAGAAAGGGCCUUCAUUGAGAUUAAGGUACGAUUGAUAGCUGCACCCGUGUUAGCCCUUCCCAACUUCAAGCAACCCUUUGAGGUUGAUUGUGAUGCCUCUAAGGUUGGAGUCAAUGUUGUUCUCAGCUGA